UCCCGCCUUUUCCUCUCAAGUCCUCCCGAGAGAAAUAACCUUGUUCUUUAAAAUCCACACGGGCGGGCGGAGGGCCUCAGUUUCAAGAAGGAGUGAAGGGAUACGCUUCCUCUUUCUUUCUUUCCUUGUAUGUUUAACACAGACGUCAAUGCACACAACGGGAGUUUCGCAACGCAUCUUGGGAGUUGUGGGUUUCUGCUUUGGAGCGUUCACUUCUGCUCCGGGAAGAGACUACAACUCCCGGCAAGGCACAAAAGAGCCCGGCGGAGCCUCCUGAGGGCGCUGUGGCAGGAGCCAUGUUUCCCGUGUUACUUCGAGCGCAUGCGCACAGAGGUCCCCUAGCGGGCGCUGAGAAACGAACCAAGAGGAGACUGAGUUACAUCCCACUUUUUCUCCAAGGAGCUCAAAAAUGGCAUACCUGGUUCUCCUCCUAAUUUAAUCCCAACAACAACCCUGCAAGGUAGGUUAGGCUGAAAGGCAGUGAUCGGCCCAAGGUCACCCAGCGAGCUUCAAGGCAAGGUUCUAGCGUGACUGCUUGGGGUUAUGAUGAAGGACUCCUUGACUCUUCUCUCUCGCAUCCCAGCACACCCUGAUUCCCGGUGCUGGUUUCUGGCUUGGAACCCUACAGGGACUCUCCUAGCUUCUUGUGGUGGGGACCGCAGCAUUCGCAUAUGGGGGAGAGAAGGUGAUGCCUGGUUGUGCAAAUCCGUGUUGGGCGACGGACACCAGAGGACUAUCCGCAAGGUGGCCUGGUCCCCCUGUGGGGCCUACCUGGCUUCAGCCAGCUUUGAUGCCACUACAUGCAUUUGGAAAAAGAACCAUGAGGAUUUUGAGUGCGUAGCCACUCUGGAGGGCCACGAGAACGAGGUGAAGUCUGUGGCCUGGGCACCAUCUGGCAGCCUUCUGGCCACCUGCAGCCGAGACAAGAGUGUCUGGGUUUGGGAAGUGGAUGAAGAGGACGAAUACGAGUGCAUGAGUGUCCUGAAUUCCCAUACGCAGGAUGUCAAGCACGUGGUCUGGCACCCCACCCAGGAGCUGUUGGCAUCAGCCAGUUAUGACGACACCGUGAAACUGUACCGGGAGGAGGAGGACGACUGGGUGUGCUUCGCCACACUGGAGGGACACGAGUCCACAGUAUGGAGCCUGGCCUUUGAUCCGAGCGGGGAGCGCCUGGCCUCCUGCAGUGACGACAAGACCGUGCGCAUUUGGCGCCAGUAUAAGCCAGGCAAUGAACAAGGUGUGGUCUGCAGUGGCACAGAUCCUACCUGGAAAUGCAUUUGCACUCUCUCUGGCUUCCACACAAGGACCAUCUAUGAUGUGGCAUGGUGCCAUCUAACGGGAGCUUUAGCCACGGCCUGUGGCGAUGAUGCUAUCAGAGUAUUUGAGGAGGAGCUGCUCUCAGAUCCCCAGCAGCCCACCUUCACCCUGACUGUUCACAUGGCCCAGGCUCACUCCCAAGAUGUGAACUGUGUGGCCUGGAACCCCAAGGAGCCUGGGCUGCUGGCUUCGUGCAGUGAUGACGGAGAGAUGGCCUUCUGGCAAUAUCAGCGCCCUGAGGUCUGCUGAGUGUCCAAAUUCUCUUGCCUCGCUGUGACAAUAGUGUACUUCUAACAAUGACACAUCUGUGGACAGCAGGCUGGACUGCAUCCCCUUCGUAAAGGCAACUGAAUAAUAGGCGAAUGAUCACGUAUCCUUGUGAACUGCUUCCCCCUUUUCACAAGACUUCCUGUGGCAGAGCUGACACUUAAGGGGGGAAUCUAGUGGUUCUUCCAUAGUUUCACGUUGUGGGCCAAACAGGGUAAGUCUGGUCUUGCAGUUGGGUAGAAAGUCCUCCAGUCUACAGAAGUUGGGUUUCCAUUAGAUACAUCACUCCUUGAAUGAUGAAGUUGGAGUAACCUAUCAAUGAAGCUGGAAUAACCUAUCAGUUCUGCAGUAACAAGGGGAGUUAACAUGGGUUGUAACUGCUGGUUUCUACUUAUGUGACAUGUAAAAUGUAUGUUUCGAGUGGGAUGGUGGGGUUAAUACAGGAGGACAGUGCUGCAAAGGGAGAAGAGCAGGUUUGAACAGGUCUGAGCUGAGUAGCUUGUGAAAUUAUAUGUAACAUUCAUUCUG
This is a messenger RNA of Rhineura floridana, 2112 nucleotides long. RefSeq names its product cytosolic iron-sulfur assembly component 1 (gene CIAO1). Lineage: Eukaryota; Metazoa; Chordata; Lepidosauria; Squamata; Rhineuridae. The record is from RefSeq and is a predicted model, not a curated record. The coding region runs from base 544 to 1566 and encodes 340 amino acids. The transcript has 9 exons. Gene Ontology annotation, molecular function: protein binding. Gene Ontology annotation, cellular component: cytosolic [4Fe-4S] assembly targeting complex. Gene Ontology annotation, biological process: iron-sulfur cluster assembly.